AUGAAUGAUGAGACGACCUCCUUGCUCACUGAGCAUUUCAGUUACACACCCCUAUCUCUUAUAGACGACAUUAUCAAUUCGAUCAACAAUUUGAUUUACCAAGCCAUCUCGAGCUUGGAAGCUGGACUGCUCAAUACUCCCCCGGAACGGCUUGGCUUCUCCCAUGACAGCAGCGGUCCCAGCAUCGCGGAAACAGACGAGGACGGCAAUGUGGUUUAUCCCGAGGCGAAGCUAGAGAUCGAGAAUGGAUUGCAUCAGCUCGAGACGUUGCUUGAGGCCAAUGUCGAUAAGGCCUUCGACAAGUUCGAGAUCUAUGUGCUGCGCAAUAUUCUCACGGUGCCUGGCGAUUUGCUCUCCUGGGUGCGGUUGAAGCAUUACGAGGGUCUCUCCUUCGAAUCCUCACCGGACACGCCGACACCGGAAACCAUCCACGCGCAACGCAAGAAAUUGUUCGAGACGAAGAAACUGAACCGGUCGCUCAAAGAGGAACGCGCCCGAAACGAUGCAGUCAUCUCACAAUUGCAAUCUAUCCUGUCAACAGUCAAGACGGCGAAGGUGAAUGGCGUGCCCGUGGCGACCGAAAACAAGCCACUGGAUUUGUCCUUCUUGACAUCCAACCCAGCCGCACGCCAGCUUCGUGUCGGCGUCGAUGCUGGGCCAAAUGCCAAACCCACGCCUCUCACGACGAACACCACUUUCAUUCUCUCGCAGCUACCCGCGCUGCAGACGACACUCGAACAGCUCCGGCCGAAAUUGGCAUCCCUGCCCAAUGCAACGGUGCCAAUGGAGACCAAGUCGAAGCGCGACGAGAGGAAGGAAUACAUUGAGAGCAGGAUUCGACUACAUCUCGAGCGAGCCGGUCAGCUUGCUAUGGGUGACGACGGUAACCCAGUCGUCGCAGGCCGCAGAAUCGACAUUAGAGAGGCUCAUGCCCUGGAGAGCGUGGCCAACAUGCUUACGCAAGACAAGUCUGUGUAA
Penicillium paradoxum is the source of this 978-nucleotide messenger RNA. RefSeq names its product MIND complex subunit MTW1. NCBI's taxonomy places the organism in Eukaryota, Fungi, Ascomycota, Eurotiomycetes, Eurotiales, Aspergillaceae. The record is from RefSeq and is a predicted model, not a curated record. The transcript has 3 exons. Gene Ontology annotation, cellular component: nucleus; chromosome, centromeric region. Gene Ontology annotation, biological process: mitotic sister chromatid segregation; mitotic cell cycle; kinetochore assembly. Bases 1 to 978 code for a protein of 325 amino acids.